Molecule: messenger RNA, 540 nt
Organism: Dentiscutata erythropus
Lineage: Eukaryota; Fungi; Glomeromycota; Glomeromycetes; Diversisporales; Gigasporaceae
Source: the annotation of a GenBank genome assembly
AUGAUUCCACGUCAAUCAAGGAAAAUAUCUUUUUAUGAGGAAUAUGUUCAAACAAUAUCAGUAGAAUUUCAUAAAUGGAUGCUAAUCAUUAACUACACGCUUGUAUUAGUGAUUUUCGUGAUUUUUUUUAGCUUUGAUUAUAAAGCGGAUGCUAUAUUAAAAGAGCAAAAUAAUCUUAAAAACAAUACAGAUCUAUAUGGAAAAUAUGGCUACGACUCAUUAGGGGCUUGCAUUGGUAUACCACUUUCAUUUCCAUAUUUAAAAGAUCAAAUUGUUGGACCUGAUCAUCAAAUAAUUUCAUGUGAUCAUAUCGAAGUUUUGGAUUCAUGGUUAAAUGAUUGGUGUACUUUCUAUAAACUUCCAAUUUUAAGUAAGAGAGUUUAUAGAAUUUUAAAAUUAUGGACCACUUACCAAUAUCAAUAUAGAAAGGGUUUAUUCUUAACUUGGUUAGAAAAACGAAAAGAAAAAUCAAUGCAACAAAAUGAUAAGAGUGUUAAGGAAGUUACAACUAAUGAUAUUAAAAUAGUUACAGUUGAAUAA